GAGGAUUACUUUCGGUCUGAUGGCAGCGUGCUGGUUUGCACUAAAUGUGAUGCUUCAUCAGCAGGCCAAAGCAAGCAACUGAUGCUUAUGGUCGGAAAAAGCUGCGCUAUUUUCGGCCUGGCCACUUUUAGCGCAUUUAGCGCUAAACGGGAAGUCAAGUUCAGCGGUGUCCUACUGAACCAGCUCAUGUCGUUUGGCACUGUGGCUGCCACCAUUUUGACAGCUGCAAUGCAAACUACAUGGGCAACCAGCACCAUCGACACGAUUGUCACCAGCUUUGCAGAGAAUGUGGCAGACAUUAGUUCGGGCUCUAGCAGUGGGGUAAGCCACUCUUCACUGUGCACUGUUGCAAACCUAGGUUUGGCUCCUGACCUUUGGAAGGCACAGCUACUAAAUACAGUAUUUCCGGUUCUGUUGAUGACAGCACUAGCCGUCUGCCAGAAUGGCAAACUUUCUCUGCUGAUCGGCAUUAAUUGCUUCUUCCCAGACUUCCUUGCUUCUUUUGGCAAGUAUCUUGUCUGCUACCGGUUGGAGGAGGAGGGCAUGCGCAGCAUCUACGGCCUCACUUGUCCCUUUAUGCCUGCAGGUGCCUUUGGAGGCGUUGCAGCUUUUUGUGUGGUGGGUCUGACUGGCACCCUUAUUUUCCUGGUUGUGCGUCUCUGGUUGUGGCUCUCACAGCACAAACCAGCAACCGCAGGCGAGCUGCCACCAAGGCACGUAAUUUUCGUCACACGUGCAUACAAAGACAAAUAUAAGCUCUGGGAGACGGAGCGCUUGCUUCGGAAAACACUGUUGAAAUUGAUUUCUCAGAUGCUUCCAGUGACAUAUGCACCAGCGUUGCAGAUGGCGAGUGUGAGCUGUGUGCUGCUGGCCUCGCUGGUGCUCUAUGCCUGGCUCAUGCCAUAUAUUGACCGGACGUGGAAUCUCGUGGAAGUUGGACUUCUCGUGGCUGCGAGCCUCAUGACGUCUUUGACAAGCUGCCUCCUAUCGAAUGAGGCUCACUGGGGCCGCAGUGCUUGGAUGCAGUGGGGGCUUCUGAUGACUAUCGCUAUGCUAGCGGGCGGCAUUUGCUUCGGCGUAGGCUUCAAAUUUGUUUCCGAGUUGAUGCGCGAGCGCCAGGAGCGACCCCAGGCUGAGAAGCCUGUAGAGCUUCCAAAUGUUGACAGCGCAGGGGAGGCCAGCCAGCAACAGCAAGACCGCAAUGAGGAGAUGCCGGCAGUGCCGGCCCAGACAGAUAUUCCAUGA
This is a messenger RNA of Symbiodinium pilosum, 1245 nucleotides long. The record is from the annotation of a GenBank genome assembly. Lineage: Eukaryota; Dinophyceae; Suessiales; Symbiodiniaceae.